Penicillium vulpinum is the source of this 483-nucleotide messenger RNA. RefSeq lists its product as uncharacterized. The transcript is spliced from 2 exons. Lineage: Eukaryota; Fungi; Ascomycota; Eurotiomycetes; Eurotiales; Aspergillaceae. The coding region runs from base 1 to 483 and encodes 160 amino acids. The record is from RefSeq and is a predicted model, not a curated record.
AUGCCUUCCAUUUCUCAUCUUAUACAGUCGCCACAGAGUAGUGAAGGCGCUUUGCGUACUCGCUCAGCUGAUUCCUUGUUCAUUGUAUGGGUUGGGAUACUUUCUGGUAUUCUUUUGUUCCUUAUAGUCGCUUCAGUCCUUUUGAUGGCAUGUUCUCCUAUUGACUGUUGGUCUAUACGCAAGAAAAUUGCUCGAGCUGGGUGUCGAAUAAAAUGUGGGUUCCAAAAAGAAUGGCACUUGAUCUCUGUUCGAGAAGUAUUGCCUCAAUUUAUCGCCCACGAGCAGCAAAACACACCUGGUAAGGAGGAUCCCAUCCAAACUAAGUAUUUUCAUGGCACUAAUUAUUAUGGCCGUUGUCCAGAGUCCAUCGAGAUGCAAGAAAUGAGGAUGGAAUACACUAGAUCGGAUAGCACAGAGAGUCCGCCGCCAAACUACGAAUAUUACCGGCCUCCCGAGGAGCCUUUACCUGUUUACAAACCAUAG